Messenger RNA from Ostrinia furnacalis (Asian corn borer), 3362 nucleotides. Its product is annotated as proline-rich extensin-like protein EPR1. The transcript has 4 exons. The coding region runs from base 97 to 3327 and encodes 1076 amino acids. The record is from RefSeq and is a predicted model, not a curated record. Lineage: Eukaryota; Metazoa; Arthropoda; Insecta; Lepidoptera; Crambidae.
GGCCGCGCGAGCGGGUCAUAAGAAACUGCGCGUGCGACCGGCUGCCGUGUCGCGUGUGUCGAUAUGCAGUGAGUGUGUUAAACAGCUGAAGGAAACAUGAGGCUGUCACUGCACAUCGCUGUGCUGGUACUGGCAGUGUACCACAGCUGCCAGGCCGCGCGCCCCGCCCGGGCCAUAGCAAGCUACUCAAACCAAAACUACGCGGUCCUCGGAGACCCCAUCCGACCCGACCUAGACGAAGAUGGAUACUUCUACCCGGCGCCCUCAAUACCCUUUAAAGAGCAGUACAUCCCGCCUCCAAGUCAGCCUCCUCCUCCUUUUAUCCCCACCUUACCACCCCAAGCUCCUCCUUUCAGCAUCAACGUAGAGCGCCCAAAUUUACCGAAAAACAUAGUACCUAUCCAAAAUCAACCGAACCCUUACCAGCCACCUUCUAUCCCUACGUUACCACCCCAAGCUACUCCUUUCAGCAUUAACGUAGAGCGCCCAAAUUUACCAAAAAACAUAGUACCUAUCCAAAAUCAACCGAACCCUUACCAGCCGCCUUCUAUCCCAACUUUACCACCCCAAGCUCCUCCUUUCAGCAUUAACGUAGAGCGCCCAAAUUUACCGAAAAACAUAGUACCUAUCCAAAAUCAACCGAACCUUUACCAGCCACCUUCUAUCCCAACCUUACCACCCCAAGCCCCUCCUUUCAGCAUCAACGUAGAGCGCCCAAAUUUACCAAAAAACAUAGUACCUAUCCAAAAUCAACCGAACCCUUACCAGCCACCUUCUAUCCCAACUUUACCACCCCAAGGACCUCCUUCCAGUACCAGUAUCGUAGAGCGCCCAAGAUUACCAAUAAACAUACCAUCAAUUCAACCUCCACCAAAGCCUGUCCAGCCGCUUCCUCCUUCCAUUCCAACUUUACCACCCCUUACCCCCCUUUCUCCAAAACAGCCCUAUUCACCUGCUACCGAGGAUGGCUACGUGUAUGAACGCCCAAAUAAACCGUUCACCAUAACGACUAAACCACCGACGUCUCCACGUCUGAUAAGGACUCCACCUCCGCCACCACCGCCUGUAAUAAGAUACUCUGAAACGCCGGGAUACAGUUACCCACCCCCAAGCAUUCCCUUCACAUACCCCACGACGCCUCGGACGACACCACGACCCCCGCCAACCACCACUACAACUAGACGACCUCCUACAACUCCGCGACCUACGCCACCUCCGACAACCAGACCUCCAGUAUAUUCAACAAUAAAAGAUCUGUUCACAUCGACCGGUUAUACUUAUACGACGCCUAAAAUUCCAUUCACGUAUCCAACUCCACCGCCUACCAGGGCAACACCACCACCUACCAGGUAUACACCUCCACCUACCAGGGCUACACCUCCACCUACCAGGGCUACACCUCCGCCUACCAGGGCUACACCUCCGCCUACCAGGGCUACACCUCCGCCUACCAGAGCUACACCUCCGCCUACCAGAGCUACACCACCGCCUACCAGGGCUACAUUCAGAACAACUGGAUACAGUUACCCAACCCCAAGCAUUCCUUUUACAUACCCCACAACGCCUCGGACGACACCACGACCCCCUCCAACCACCACUACAACCAGACGCCCCAUUACAACUCCUCGGCCAACACCACCCCCGACAACUAGACCUCCAGUAUAUUCAACAAUAAAAGAUCUGUUCACAUCGACCGGUUAUACUUAUACGACGCCUAAAAUUCCAUUCACGUAUCCAACUCCACCGCCUACCAGGGCUACACCACCGCCUACCAGGGCUACACCUCCACCUACCAGGUAUACACCACCGCCUACCAGGGCUACACCACCGCCUACCAGGGCUACACCACCGCCUACCAGGUAUACACCUCCACCUACCAGGGCUACACCUCCACCUACCAGGUAUACACCUCCGCCUACCAGGGCUACACCACCGCCUACCAGGGCUACAUUCAGAACAACUGGAUACAGUUACCCAACCCCAAGCAUUCCUUUCACAUACCCCACAACGCCUCGGACGACGCCACGACCCCCUCCAACCACAACUACAACCAGACGCCCCAUUACAACUCCUCGGCCAACACCACCCCCGACAACUAGACCUCCAGUUUAUACAACAAUAAGAAAUCAGUUCCAAACGACGGGUUACACUUAUCCGACGCCUAAAAUUCCAUUCACGUAUCCAACUCCACCACCAACGAGACGUACUCCACCACCUACACCUCCGCCAACAAGACCUCCCCCUCCUAGAACCCCACCUCCAACAAGACCUCCUCCUCCUAGGACCCCGCCACCAACUUAUUUACCUCCCUCUACAACCAGAAGAACCCCACCUCCACCACCUCCACCCACUAGACCACCGACAUUCAAAACCCCAGCUACAUACCUACCCCCACCGCCACCAACAAGACCUCCCCCUCCUAGAACUCCACCGCCAACUUAUUUACCUCCCUCUACAACAAGGAGAACUCCACCUCCUCCACCUCCUCCACCACCCCCCACUAGACCACCGACAUUCAGAACUCCAGCUACAUCUCUACCCCCGCCACCACCAACAAGACCUCCCCCUCCCAGAACCCCACCCCCAACUUAUUUACCUCCCUCUACAACCAGGAGGACUCCACCUCCUCCACCUCCUCCACCACCCCCCACUAGACCACCAACAUUCAGAACCCCAGCUACAUCUCUACCUCCACCACCACCAACAAGACCUCCCCCUCCUAGGACCCCGCCACCAACUUAUUUACCUCCCACUACAACCAGAAGAACCCCACCUCCUCCGCCUCCCCCUACUAGGCCACCAACAUUCAGAACCCCAGCUACAUCUCUACCUCCACCACCACCAACAAGACCUCCCCCUCCUAGGACCCCGCCACCAACUUAUUUACCUCCCACUACAACCAGAAGAACCCCACCUCCUCCGCCUCCCCCUACUAGGCCACCAACAUUCAGAACCCCAGCUACAUACCUACCUCCGCCACCACCAACAAGGCCUCCCCCUCCAAGAACCCCACCCCCAACUUACUUACCUCCCUCUACAACCAGGAGGACUCCACCUCCUCCACCUCCCCCCACGAGGCCACCGACAUUUAGAACACCAGCCACAUAUCUACCCCCACCUCCACCAACGAAACCCCCAGUAUACAUCCCGCCUCCAACAACUAGACCCCCUGUAUAUAUCCCACCCCCAACAACUAGACCCCCUGUAUACAUCCCACCCCCAACAACAAGACCCCCAGUGUACAUCCCACCUCCCACGACUAGACCACCGUUCGUCGAAAAAGAGGGAUAUUUCUACGAUCGACCACUCGUACCUUUUGUCUUUUAACCUAGAUUAAUAAAUGUACUAUAUUAAUAAGCUGC